AUGAAUAAUCAACUAGUUUCCUCUGAUGACAACAACAUCAUACACAUCCCUUCGAAUAUUUCAACCGAUUCGAAUUUACAACCACUACCAAAUAGCACCUUCCUAGAUGCUCAAUUAGGCCAAAAACUGUAUCCUCCUUCAUUAAAACCAUUUACUAUUAAUUACAGUUGGGAUGGUCUUUUACCUCUCACACCAAUAUCAGCAGAUGAACUCAAUAGUGAAUGGGAAUUAUUUCAAUUUCAUCAGCAAAAAACUAAAGAACAUCAUCUCAACAAAGAAAGGAAACUCACUCAAAUAUUACAGCAAAUUUCUCAAUUAUAUGGGCAACAUGGAGCAGUUGUCGUUCUUCAAUCACUUGUUUCAAAACUAAACAAUUCGAAUAAUGGAAAACCUGUUUCAAUAUCAGAGUUAAUAUCAGCUCCAAAUUUCCAUGUCUUGUUGGAUAAUAUUGGUAGAAUUUUGGAGGCCAAAAAAACUUACUCUCAAUAA
This is a messenger RNA of Naegleria gruberi, 489 nucleotides long. RefSeq lists its product as uncharacterized. Bases 1 to 489 code for a protein of 162 amino acids. The record is from RefSeq and is a predicted model, not a curated record. The transcript has a single exon. Lineage: Eukaryota; Heterolobosea; Eutetramitea; Acrasida; Naegleriidae.